This is a messenger RNA of Diospyros lotus (date-plum), 417 nucleotides long. RefSeq lists its product as uncharacterized. The transcript is spliced from 3 exons. NCBI's taxonomy places the organism in Eukaryota, Viridiplantae, Streptophyta, Magnoliopsida, Ericales, Ebenaceae. The record is from RefSeq and is a predicted model, not a curated record. The coding region runs from base 1 to 417 and encodes 138 amino acids.
AUGGGUUGGGAAAGGAACAAGCAGCCUCAUGGCCAUCCUCUGAGGUUUCCCAUGCCCCAGAUGGAGAUACCGGCAUUUGAAGGGGAUGAAGAGGACCCAGGGAAAGCAGAGGGAGAGGACAAUGGGGAGGAUGGAGAGGAAGAUAAUGGGGUGAUCUCAAUUCAUGCUUUGAAGAAGUUUGUGAAAGACUAUGGGGCCAUCAGUAAGCCCCUAACAGACCUCUUGAAGAAAGGGGGAUUCAAUUGGGGGCCCUUAACUAAAGAGGCUUUUAAGAAGCUGAAGGGGGCCAUGAGCAGGGUGCCAGUCCUAGGGCUGCCCGACUUUACAAAACCUUUUGUUCUAGAAACCGAUGCAAGUGGAACGGGCAUUGGGGCAAUGUUGGUACAGGAAAGACGACCAUUAGCAUUUUUGAGUUAA